This is a messenger RNA of Dissoconium aciculare CBS 342.82, 2094 nucleotides long. RefSeq lists its product as uncharacterized. Gene Ontology annotation, molecular function: quinone binding; primary methylamine oxidase activity; copper ion binding. The coding region runs from base 1 to 2094 and encodes 697 amino acids. The transcript has 2 exons. NCBI's taxonomy places the organism in Eukaryota, Fungi, Ascomycota, Dothideomycetes, Mycosphaerellales, Dissoconiaceae. The record is from RefSeq and is a predicted model, not a curated record. Gene Ontology annotation, biological process: amine metabolic process.
AUGGUGCUCGAACGCCUCAAGCAGAUCGCAUCCCACAUCACACACCAAGUCGCCCAGAGCCAUCCUCUCGAUCCUCUCUCAGCCGAUGAGAUUGCGGAAGUCGUCGCAAUCGUUAAGCGAGAGCAUCCCGAUGUCCACUUCAACACGAUCACGUUAUGGGAGCCUCGCAAGGCCGAGAUGAUGCUUUGGAAGUCUUCGCCGACCGAAGCAGCGAGGCCUCACAGGGUUGCAGAUGUCGUCACUAUCGGCAGAGGUAGCAAAGUGUUCGAUGGUCUGGUAGAUUUGAACGAGGGACGACUGGUCGCCUGGGCGCAGGUUGAUGGCGUACAACCUAUGCUUACCAUGGAGGACCUGCAAAUUGUGGAGACCAUCGUCCGGAAAGAUCCCAAGGUUAUCGAGCAAUGCGGUCUGCUCGGAAUCCCACCACAGGACAUGUACAAGGUGUACUGCGAUCCGUGGACGAUCGGCUAUGACGAGCGAUUCGGCUCCAAGCUUCGUCUCCAACAAGCGCUCAUGUACUAUCGACCUCACAUCGACGAUUCGCAAUACACUUAUCCGCUAGACUUCUGCCCGAUCUACAACGCUGAUACCCAGGAGGUUAUCCACAUCGACAUUCCCAAAGUACGCAUCCCGCUCAACACUGCUCCAGCUGCCAACUACCAUGCCGAAGCUCAAAAGGCCAGGGGUGGGUAUCGCACAGAUCUGAAGCCCUUGAACGUUGACCAGCCGGAAGGUGUUUCCUUCAAGAUGGAUGGUCGGGUUCUGAAAUGGCAGAACUGGAGCGUUCACGUCGGUUUCAACCAUCGCGAAGGUAUCGUUCUCUCGGAUAUUUGCUACAACGACCAGGGCACUGUUCGACCGGUAUUCUGGCGCCUCUCUCUCGCCGAAAUGGUCGUGCCGUAUGGAAACCCGGACCAUCCCCAUCAACGGAAGCAUGCUUUUGAUCUCGGCGAGUAUGGAGCUGGAUUUAUGAGCAAUGAGCUUUCACUGGGGUGUGAUUGCAAAGGAGCUAUCCACUACCUCGACGCCACUUUCGGCAAUCGUGCGGGUGUACCGCAGACGAUCAAGAACGCCAUCUGUAUACACGAAGAAGACGCGGGGAUUCUGUUCAAGCAUACCGACUUCCGUGACAACUCAUGCACCGUAACACGCGCACGCAAGCUUGUAGUUAGCCACGUCUUCACUGCUGGAAAUUAUGAAUAUGGGGUGUAUUGGAUUUUCCACCAAGACGGGACUAUCCAGCUCGAGAUUAAACUUACCGGCAUAUUGAACACGUACGCCCUCGCACCAGGCGCAUCGGCUGCACCUUGGGGAACCGAGGUCUAUCCCGGUGUCAAUGCACACAAUCACCAGCACCUCUUCUGCCUUCGCGUCGAUCCGAACAUCGAUGGCGCAGAGAACACCGUCUUCCAGGUCGAUGCCACCCCGGGAGAAGGCGAGGUCGGUAGCGAGACGAACAAAUACGGCAAUGCAUUUUACGCCAAGAAGACCAAAUUGAGCACGCAGGCGACUGGAAACAGCGAUUACAACGGGUCUACAGGCCGCACGUGGGAGAUUGCGAAUACCAACAAGCUUAACGCUCACAGCAAAAAGCCAGUUGCCUACAAGCUGGUGAGCCGCGAGGUUCCGAGUCUGCUUGCGAAAGAGGGAGGCCUCGUAUGGAAACGCGCUGGGUUCGCCAGACAUGCGGUUCAUGUCACUAAAUAUUCUGACGACCAAAUCCAUCCUGCAGGUCGCCACGUCCCACAGACCUCGGGCGAGCCAUCCCAAGGCAUUCCUGCCUGGAUAGCAGCGGACCCCGAUGCCAGCAUCGACAAUACUGACGUUGUGCUUUGGCACACCUUUGGCGUCACACAUUUCCCUUCGCCCGAGGACUACCCGGUCAUGCCCGCGGAACCUAUGACCGUCCUUCUCCGGCCGCGCAACUUUUUCACACAGAAUCCGGUGAUGGAUGUGCCGCCUUCGUACUCGAGCACGCCUAGCCAGGUUGCUGCCGGGAAGGCGGGUCUCCGCGGGGUGGUUGACCGCUUCAGCCGGUUGGCGUUCGGUGGAACACAGCAGAAGCCGGCCAGUACCGAUUGCGAUUGCAAGUGA